AUGACCAACAAGAAGAACAAGCAGCGCAAGAGGCCCGCCGCAUCAAGCGACGCCGCAGCUGGUAACGAGGGGUCCUCAAGCCCAAGCACUGAUGCAGGAGAUCUCAAUAGAAGUGGGCAAUCCCCUGAAGCUUCGACCAGUCCACUGUCACCGACGACUGAGCCUGCGCAGGAGGACCAUAUUGCGCUAGCAGAGAAGACGAAAGAACGGGGGAAUGUCGCGUUCAAAGAGAAGCGGUUUGCCGAAGCUGUCGAGCUGUACACAUCUGCGAUAGAUCUGAACCCGAAUGAGCCUGCAUACUUGACCAAUCGCGCAGCAUCGUAUAUGGCUAUGAAACGCUUCCGGCCAGCCUUGCAAGACUGUCAAGUUGCUCUUGCCUUGCAAUCAUCCACCCUCCCACCCCCCUCAAAAACUCUCAUACGAUUAGCGAAAUGCCAGCUUGCUCUUGGCUCUACGACCCGUCAUUUCCGGCAAAUAACGCAGCUUGAAUCACACUUGAAGACAUUUGAAAAGUCUCGUGCGGACAGCAAUUGGGGGAUGGCCCGACUGGCUUUGGACAAAUGCUUCCAGGGCAUUGAGGGCGAAGGGGGAGAAGUUCCAGCGGACUGGAGACUAUGGAAAACAGAGCUGGAGUUGGCACGGGGCGCAUUGGAGGUUGCGAGUGGGUCAGCGAAUGAUGCUCUUCGGUUAAACCCAAAUUCGCCGGAUAUCCUUGCAUUACGAGGAUUGAUACUAUUCAUCUCGGGGAAGCUGCCGCAGGCCCUACAGCACGUCCAGUCAGCUCUACGGUUAGAUCCCGACCAUCCACGAGCGCAGAAGCUGCGUAAACGUGUGAAGGAUAUUGAACGGCUGAAGGAAGAGGGCAACGUACUCUUUAAACAAGGCUCCCUCGAACCUGCGAUAGAAAAAUAUACUGAAGCUCUGGAGCGCAUCGGGGCCGCUGAUGAUGAGUGCAAAGGAGGCUAUAUCCGCGCCACUCUCCUUUCCAACCGAGCAACAACACUACUGAAGCUCGAGCGAUACCAAGAGGCCCUGGAGGAUACUAACGUAUCCAUCGAGCUCAAUGACUCUGCGUUUAAGGUAUACCGCACUCGUGCGCGGAUAAACCUUGGUCUUGAGGCAUUCGAAGAGGCCGUCCGAGAUUUCAAGCGGGCGAUAGAGCUCGCUAACACCGACGGACUUACCGGGCCGAGCGACGUCCGAUCACUGCAAAACGAGCUUCGGAAGGCAGAAGUCGCGCUUAAACAGAGCAAGACGAAGGACUACUACGGUAUUUUGGGUGUUAAGCGAGAUUGCACGGAGAUCGAGAUCAAGAAGGCCUACAGGAUGCAGAGCCUGAAACACCACCCCGACAAGGGAGGAGAUGAGGAGAAGUUCAAACUUGUCGUCGAAGCACACGCUGUGCUUUCAGACCCUCGUCGGCGUCAGCGGUACGAUAUGGGUGAAGACGAUGAGCCUUCCGGUGGCGAUCAAUUCAACGGCGGCUUCGCUCACAUGGACAUUUCCGAAUUGCUUGCCCAAUUUGGAGGCGGCGGCGGCGGCGGCGGAUUCCCUUCUGGCGGCUUCCAUAGUGGCCAUAGUCACGGCGGCGGUCGACAGCGGUACAGCCAGGGCUACCCGUUCUAG
Molecule: messenger RNA, 1626 nt
Organism: Pleurotus ostreatus (oyster mushroom)
Lineage: Eukaryota; Fungi; Basidiomycota; Agaricomycetes; Agaricales; Pleurotaceae
Exons: 7
Coding region: 1-1626 (541 amino acids)
Molecular function (GO): protein binding
Source: RefSeq, a predicted model, not a curated record